AUGGUUUUGGAGAGAACGGCUGAAAGAGAUGAAAACAAUACUCCAUCUGUUCGCCUGCAAGCAUCUCUGCCAUGCUUUUUCUUUUUAUUCAUUGUUCAGGAUUUUGGAUUUUUCAUAGCCGUGGGUGACAGCCAAUAUUCUUUUUCCCUCACAACUUUCAGUCCUUCGGGGAAGCUAGUUCAGAUCGAGCACGCCCUAACGGCGGUGGGUUCGGGUCAAACAUCUCUUGGAAUUAAAGCUUCUAAUGGAGUUGUAAUCGCUACAGAGAAGAAAUUGCCUUCAAUCUUAGUUGAUGAAACCUCUGUUCAGAAAAUACAGUGUCUGACACCAAAUAUUGGAGUUGUUUACAGUGGUAUGGGUCCUGAUUUUCGAGUUUUGGUUCGGAAAAGUAGGAAGCAAGCUGAACAAUAUCAUAGGUUGUAUAAGGAACCAAUUCCAGUAACACAACUUGUAAGGGAAACUGCAGCUGUUAUGCAGGAGUUCACUCAGUCUGGCGGAGUAAGGCCUUUCGGUGUAUCUCUACUGGUUGCUGGAUGUGAUGACAAUGGUCCACAAUUGUAUCAGGUGGAUCCUUCUGGUUCAUAUUUCUCAUGGAAAGCCUCAGCAAUGGGGAAGAAUGUCUCAAAUGCAAAAACAUUUCUUGAGAAGAGAUACACUGAUGAUAUGGAGCUCGAUGAUGCUGUUCAUACUGCCAUCUUGACUUUCAAAGAGGGAUUUGAAGGACAAAUCUCAGGGAAAAACAUUGAAAUCGGCAAAAAAUUCAGGCAAGUCCCUGCUUCAACUCUUUCCUCCUUCCCAAGUAUUUUGCCUGCAAUAUGCUGAUGGGAAAAUAACCUUUUAAGAAGUGCCAUAAGUGCUCCUUUUGGCUUUAACGUGCAUUUUUUAUUAUUAUUUUGCAGGGUACUUAUGCCUGCCGAAAUUGAUGAUUAUUUGGCCGAAGUCGAGUAACUUGUCUUGCUAUUCGAGACUAUCUACAAGUGUUUCUUUUAUGUAACAUUUGUUUCGAGACUUCCAAUUCGGUCAAAUGCUGUUAGUUCAUCACUGGAAUUGAAAACAAAGAACUUUGCCAAUGUCCGCUUGAUGCCGGAACUGAAAUUGGACAAGUUAUAAACUUCGGGUUUAGUUUAAUUGAUUUAUACAAUCACUUUUAAGAGCUUUUCUCUUUCAUUAUCAUC
Hibiscus syriacus is the source of this 1175-nucleotide messenger RNA. RefSeq names its product proteasome subunit alpha type-2-A-like. The transcript is spliced from 11 exons. Lineage: Eukaryota; Viridiplantae; Streptophyta; Magnoliopsida; Malvales; Malvaceae. The record is from RefSeq and is a predicted model, not a curated record. Gene Ontology annotation, biological process: ubiquitin-dependent protein catabolic process. Gene Ontology annotation, cellular component: proteasome core complex; proteasome core complex, alpha-subunit complex. The coding region runs from base 1 to 822 and encodes 273 amino acids.